Molecule: messenger RNA, 369 nt
Organism: Nematocida ausubeli
Lineage: Eukaryota; Fungi; Microsporidia
Exons: 1
Source: RefSeq, a predicted model, not a curated record
GUGCAUAAGGGGAUUUUAAAAGAAAUUAAGGGGGUCUUUAUGGACAGCACAAUAUUGAACAGAAUAGGAAGAAGACUUGAGCCAGACGACAGAAUAAAAGAUGGAAGCACUGCUUUGAAAGAAUUACUAGAGAGUAAAGAGAUUAAAAAGAUUAUUAAAGAAAAGUCAAAGACUACCUUGGAGAAGAUCCAGAAAGAGAAUAUUUAUUACAAAAAGUACAGAGGCUUAAAUAUAAAUAAAGCAAAAAAACCGCUUGAGGAGUUGCUGCAGCUAAAGGAGCAGCCCAUUAAUAACUCGUCGAUCAUUCAGGAGAGAAAGACGAGGCUGGAAUUCGAGUUUAAAAAACUCAACAUAAGGAAGAGAAGAUAA